AUGCCACUACCCGCCGAUCAUUUGAAAAACUCCCCGUCGCGUUCCUCCAGCAAAUCCCAGAAUCCAGUUCAGAGCGUCCUCUCCAUGCCGCCCAAAUUCUUACAUAUGUAUGGCGACUUCAUUACCAAAAAUGCCCACCAGGUCUCCCAAAUCGAAAGUGCCUUGCGCUCUCUGACUUACAUAAUCCCCGGCCGUUUCCGCGACGCUGAAAUCGCCUCAGAGACUUUACACUCUGGUGUCCAACUGCUAUCCCUCUAUCACGAUGCCGUUCUCCGUGGAGCCAUCUCGAAGAUACCCGCUCUGGCCUCCAAAAUACCCAAUCCACACUCGCGUUAUACCAGGUUUUGGACAGCUAAGAGUAUGGUAUAUCGGAGAAUAGCCUUGUUGCUGCAGAUUGUGCAGUACACAGAAUUACUAUGGGAAAUGGCGGCCAAACGAAAGGGGGAGAAGAUUCGCUGGCGUGUAGUCAUAUUAUUAGAGGCCAUAAAAGCAAUUUGCCGCUUCUUGUUAUUGCGAGUCACCAACUCCAGACCUCUUGUUACACCACCACUACCCGAACGAGAACCGCUCCCCCCAGAUGCUGAACAAGACGAUAACGAUGCUCUCAAGGAGUUGAUGGGCGAGGACACAUACUCAAACGGGAGUUCCAACAAAGCUGCUCACGAGAAAGAAUGGGCAAUGCCACGAAUUGGGACAAGCUUUCCAAGCUUGCCUAACCCCAGCGAUAUCAGCUCUUACUUGAUGGGCCGAGUUCUGACAGCAGACGAUAUCAAGCCCGCAGCAAAGCUGCUGAACACGCUCUCUCGUUCCGGGCAGACAGCUGAGAUCUUGCACAUCCUUUCGCCCCUAGCAUAUGCCAUUGCUUUAUCGAGGACUAAGGAUAAGAGGUCUUGGGCACCAUGGCUUAUUGGCUUCAGCAUGGAGUAUGCAGCACGACAAUUGCGUGACCGAGGCUUACGCAGCACAGCUUUAGAGAACGAAGAAUGGGGCAAACGCUAUUGGGCAGCAGGCUGGUGGACCAUGAGAGGUGCUUUCUACGAAAACCUCACCAAGGGUCUCAUUACUGGAGUACGCCGUCGUAUGCCUAGCCUUGUCUCCGGCAUAAUGGAGGAUUACGAAUACCUGUGGGAUAAUUAUUACUUCAGUACUAGCGCUUGA
This is a messenger RNA of Hypoxylon fragiforme, 1158 nucleotides long. RefSeq names its product peroxisome membrane protein. Gene Ontology annotation, cellular component: peroxisomal membrane. Gene Ontology annotation, biological process: peroxisome organization. The coding region runs from base 1 to 1158 and encodes 385 amino acids. The record is from RefSeq and is a predicted model, not a curated record. NCBI's taxonomy places the organism in Eukaryota, Fungi, Ascomycota, Sordariomycetes, Xylariales, Hypoxylaceae. The transcript has a single exon.